AUGCGCCCAUUUCUGGACGAUGCAAAGCGUCGGGUGGAUCGCAAGCUCAGCGCAAGCAGACAGUCCUUGUCGACAAGCCGUCUUCUUCCCAGUGCUUUGCCGGAUAGACUGAAAGACAAUCACGAUGCCCAGGUCGACUUUACUGCACCUCCCGGAGGAUCUGGCUCUCGCGAGGGCCAUCUUCAAUACAUGCAACAAUCCAUAUUUGGGAUGAUCGCCGCUGUUGGCUCCAGGUCUGAUUUUCAUGCGCGGUUUGACGAGUCAAGCGACAGUGAUGGAGAAACAGAGCAGCGGCCAAGGAAGGAAUCUUCUGCCAGGCAAGGAACAUCCGCGUCGGCAAAUACAUCCUCCCUCGAUUCAAGCCAAAGAUCCAGUUCGCGGACAGAUGGGAAACCAGAGAAGGAGUCGGGUACAAGAGGCCGUCGUCAUCGAAGGACAAUAUCGGACCAUAAAUUAUUUCGGCCAUUCAAGUUGAACUCCAAGGAUGAGCCACAGACCGAUCCUUCAACGGGCGAUGAAAUGCCCAGCGGUUCACCUCCUACACGGCCGCGCAGUGCCACUCCUCGAGCAGCUCCUAUCCUGAGCCGUAUGGUCGAAGCUCAAGCCCAAUUUGAUUUGAAAGAGUCUUCUACCGAACGGUCCCAAUUAUCGCUCAAUGAAAGUGGCGAGAAGGGCCCUCGCGACGCAUCCGUGUCCCCCCUUUCUACAAGGCUGAUGGAUAUGUUCGGCUUUGACAAACCAGAAAAAGUUCUCGUUGAGUAUGCCUGCUCACUUCUCCAGAGCAUGCUUUUACAGGGGUACAUGUACGUCACCGAGGGACACAUCUGCUUUUACGCCUAUCUCCCCAAGAAAUCUACAGUGGCUAUCAAGUCUGGGUAUCUUCACAAACGUGGUCGAAAGAACCCCAAGUACAGCCGCUACUGGUUUUCCUUGAAGGGUGAUGUUCUCUCCUACUAUGCCGACCCGUCAAAUCUCUACUUUCCGAGUGGUCAUGUCGAUCUUCGAUACGGGAUUUCUGCCUCGUUGGGCGAACCGAAAGAGAAAGGGAGGGAGCCUAGAGAUUUUCAAGUCACUACAGACCAGAGAACGUACUAUUUCAGAGCUGAUAGCUCCAUGAGUGCGAAGGAAUGGGUAAAAGCCCUGCAAAAAGUGAUUUUUCGGACACACAACGAGGGGGAGAGCGUCAAGAUAUCUUUCCCGAUCGAAAGCGUUAUAGACAUAGAGGAAAGUCCUAUGGUAGAUUUUGCUGAGACGUUCAAAAUACGCGUGAUUGAGGAUGAUGAUUCGUACGCGAUUGAUGAGUAUUUCUUCACAUUCUUCCACUCCGGCCGAGAAGCAUUCGAGUUCCUUAGAAGCCUCAUCAAUAACCAAUUCUUGAAAAGUUCUUCUCAACACCUUUCGCCGCAACCGGACCGGUCGCCUCGGUCUGAGCGUACCCGCAUAUCUCGAAACAGGUGGUCGUUGGCCAGCGGGUCGAGCAGAAUUCUAGGUAAUAGCAGAGCUGAGACGCAGCGGAAAAGGGGUGCAAGCACGAGUCAUAUGAGCCUCGCGCAUGAUGUUAUAAAAUCAUCGCCGGCAACUCGACACCAGGACUCGUCAGACUCAAUAUUGAAUUCUUUCGAGCAAGGGACUGAGUCUUCAGCCGCCUGGCAAUCGAUGACGGAUGGGGCAGAAUCAGCGAGCCAGAUCUUGAAUCGCAGUGAUGUCUUUCAAUCUCCUACUAUUCAUGGUCUGGACAGAAGACCUUCUGGCGGAGAAAGAAGAGGGCGACGCGAUUCUGACGAAACGGCUCGAUCACUAUCCACGCGUGCCAAUGUUAGUACCGGUCAACAGAUCGAUGAGCAUGGCAGACGAACGGAUGGAGAUACGAGUGGACGUGAGGCUCGGGAUCCCACCGGUGAAUCAGACCAAUACACGCAAGAUCCAACUAAAUCCUUCUCGGGUGCACCUUCUUUGAACGAGCUUGUCAAAGCCGGGGUAUAUCCUCUCCAGCGUGCAGCAGGCCUUGCCGAGUACUUGAGGACCCGGUCAAAGCAAAUGAGUAAUCUCCUGGCCAGUGAAUCUAUGGGCUAUAUAGAGAAAGUCUCGGGAAUGUGGACUGGUGGUCGAAAACAUUAUGGCGAGGCAGAAGAUGUCUUGCCAGAUGAUCAAGACGUCGAUCCAGAAGACAAGGAGGAUGGCUGCAACUAUGGCGACCGUUUCCGUGCGCACUUUGCACUACCGCCGACGGAGAAGCUGCAAGCUACAUACUUUGCAUACUUGCACCGGGUGCUUCCACUCUAUGGCAAGAUAUACGUCAGUCAGAAGAAGCUAUGUUUCCGCAGUCUUAUCCCUGGGACUCGUACAAAGAUGAUUCUUCCUCUGAGAGACAUUGAGAACGUUGAAAAGGAGAAAGGCUUCAGAUUUGGCUAUCACGGUCUUGUUAUCAUUAUCCGCGGACAUGAGGAGUUAUUCUUCGAAUUCCGUACGUCUGAUGCUCGGGAUGACUGCGCUGUUACGCUCCAUCAACGUCUGGAGGCUGUAAAGUUUAUGGCAGAGUCAGGCUUGCUAGCUGAGCAAGACCAGAAUGAGUCCGAGGCAGCGAUGGCAGAACACCGUAUGCUUCAAGAGGCCAGAUAUGAUGAUUAUGGCGAAAAUGACUUGCGGCCCUUGAAUGAGUCUUCUGAGCUACAUCCGAUUUUUGACGAUCCUCGCGCUUCCAUCGUCAACUUCAAACCUGCCGAGUCUCUUCGGAUCACCUGUCUGACGAUUGGCUCGCGAGGCGAUGUGCAGCCAUACAUAGCCCUAUGUAAAGGGCUACUUGCAGAAGGCCAUAGGCCAAAGAUUGCAACCCAUGCAGAAUUCGAGCCAUGGGUGAGAAAGCAUGGCAUUGAUUUUGCUCCGGUGGAAGGGGACCCAGCGGAACUCAUGCGUAUUUGCGUUGAGAAUGGGAUGUUCACGUAUUCCUUUCUCAAAGAGGCGUCGCAAAAGUUCCGGGGCUGGAUUGACGAUCUUUUGUCAUCGGCAUGGGCCAGCUGCCAGGACAGCGACCUCCUCAUUGAGUCACCCAGUGCAAUGGCGGGUAUACACAUCGCCGAGGCGCUGAGAAUCCCUUACUUUCGUGCCUUCACAAUGCCGUGGUCACGGACAAGGGCUUACCCACACGCCUUUGCUGUGCCUGAGCACAGAAUGGGUGGUGCGUACAACUAUAUAACGUACGUGAUGUUUGACAACGUCUUUUGGAAGGCGAUCGCCGGGCAGGUGAAUAGAUGGCGGAAAAACGAGCUCGGCCUGAAGGCGACUACUCUGGACAAGAUGCAACCGAACAAAGUCCCAUUCCUCUAUAACUACUCUCCCUCGGUAGUGCCGCCACCGUUGGACUACCCCGACUGGAUUCGGAUUACCGGAUACUGGUUCCUUAACGAGGGAAGCGACUGGACUCCUCCAACCGCCCUGUCCGAAUUUAUUCAAUGUGCUCGCGAAGAUGGAAAAAAGAUAGUCUAUAUCGGGUUCGGAUCAAUAGUUGUAUCUGAUCCUUCGGCACUCACCAAGACAGUCAUUGAGUCGGUCCAGAAGGCUGAUGUUCGCUGUAUUCUCUCCAAAGGAUGGUCCGAUAGGCUCGGCGACCCUGCCAGUGCUAAGCCGGAAGUACCACUGCCGCCAGAGAUCCACCAGAUCCAGGCUGCGCCGCAUGACUGGCUCUUCUCGCACAUAGACGCUGCCGUUCAUCAUGGAGGAGCCGGUACCACUGGGGCGAGCUUGCGUGCUGGCGUGCCUACGAUCAUCAAGCCUUUCUUCGGUGACCAGUUCUUUUUUGGGUCGAGAGUUGAAGAUUUGGGCGUGGGUAUUUGCCUGAAAAAGCUUAAUGUGAGCGUUUUCUCGAGGGCGCUCUGGGAAGCCACCCAUAGCGAGCGAAUGAUCAUCAGAGCCCAGGAUCUAGGCGCAAGGAUCCGUAGUGAGAAUGGAGUAGCAACUGCUAUCCAGGCUAUCUAUCGCGACCUUGAAUACGCCAAAACGCUUGCCCGCCAGCGCUCCAUUGCUUCAUCCACGCCUUUUUCGCCAACACCUUCUGCCAAAACGACGGCCGAGCAGGAUGCUGAUGAUGAUGUCGAAGACAGUGAGGAGUGGACGUUUGUUGGCGACGACACUGACAUGGAGAUGUCAAGGAGGCUACGAGAUAGGGCGAUCUCCGAUGCCGAUAUGCUACCCGAUCGAUUGCUUGCCAAUUCUGUUCCUGGAGAUUCUGCACCGGGAAGGAAAUUGACUGGCCGCUAA
Aspergillus lentulus is the source of this 4254-nucleotide messenger RNA. It is a transcript of the gene atg26, whose product is annotated as sterol 3-beta-glucosyltransferase. Lineage: Eukaryota; Fungi; Ascomycota; Eurotiomycetes; Eurotiales; Aspergillaceae. Gene Ontology annotation, biological process: sterol metabolic process; carbohydrate metabolic process. The record is from RefSeq and is a predicted model, not a curated record. Gene Ontology annotation, molecular function: hexosyltransferase activity; UDP-glycosyltransferase activity.